AUGGAGAAAUCACUGGAGGUUGUUACGUUACAAGGGCUAUUGAAACUGGAUCUGGAAUGUUUCGGUUACUGGAAAGUCUCGAUCCAGCAAGUAAUCUCAAGCAUCGACAUGGAAGCUUGGUUUGCAGUGGAGGAUGGUUGGACGCAUCCAACUGAGAAGAAUGAAGAUGGUGAAUUGGUGCAAAAACAUAGAAAGAAGUGGCCUGCUGAAGAAAAGGCUGAAGCCAAGCACAAUUCGCAGGCCCUGUCAGUCAUCUUCAAAUCUCUGCCAAGAGAUAUCUUCAAUCAAGUUCAAGGUUGUGUGUCGGCUAAAGAGGCUUGGGACAUUCUCGUAGUCACAUUUGAAGGAACUACUCGAGUUAGGCGCACGAGGUUGGACAAUCUUGCAUCUGAUUUUGAGAAUCUUCAAAUGACUGAAACCGAAUCUGUGGCGGAUUACAGUAGUCGGUUGAGUGGUAUUGCUCAAGAAUUUGUUGUUUUGGGUAAACGAUACAAGGACAAGAAGUUGGUCAAGAAAUUUCUCAGAAGUCUACCUGACAAGUUUCAGCCGCACAGAUCUGCUAUUGAUGUGUCUUUGAAUUCAGACGAACUCAAGUACAAUCAAGUUGUUUGGAUGAUGCAGGCGUUUGAGAUGCAACUAAAGAAGAAAGAGAAAAUGAAUGAUAAGUCAUUUGCUCUUAAAGCUGCAGAAGAACAGAAGCUUGUUGAAUCGCAGGAGCUUGAAGACGAAGAAAAGGGCUUCAGGAAGAAUGAUAAGUCAGAACGUCAGUGUGCUGAGUGUGAAGGAUAUGGUCAUUACAAGGCUGAGUGUCCAAACAACAAACGGAAGCACUCUCUACAAUGCUAUGGAUGCAAGUGUUUUGGUCAUACCAAGACUGAUUGCCCCUCCCAAGGAAGUAAUCAGAAGUCCUACAUCACAUGGAGUGAAAGUGAUUCUGAUGAAGAAGAUAACAAAGGUGAAAUUGUGAACAAUUUUGUGGCUCUGCUGGGAGUAAUCGAGGAAGAUGAAGAAGAUGGAGUUCUGUUGUUGAAAGAAGACAUUGACAAGACAAUUGAGUCAGACUCAGAUGGGGAAGAGGCAGGUUUGUCGUUGGAAGAUCAGAUAAGUCUUCUUAUUCAGACCAUUGUGCAAAAGACUCAAGAUAACAGUGAGUUGUCUGCCGAGAGAGAUACGCUUAGAUGA
Messenger RNA from Camelina sativa (false flax), 1182 nucleotides. Lineage: Eukaryota; Viridiplantae; Streptophyta; Magnoliopsida; Brassicales; Brassicaceae. The record is from RefSeq and is a predicted model, not a curated record.